Messenger RNA from Tetrapisispora phaffii CBS 4417, 894 nucleotides. It is a transcript of the gene MRPL7, whose product is annotated as mitochondrial 54S ribosomal protein uL5m. Gene Ontology annotation, cellular component: cytosolic large ribosomal subunit; ribosome. Gene Ontology annotation, biological process: translation. Gene Ontology annotation, molecular function: structural constituent of ribosome; RNA binding. NCBI's taxonomy places the organism in Eukaryota, Fungi, Ascomycota, Saccharomycetes, Saccharomycetales, Saccharomycetaceae. Bases 1 to 894 code for a protein of 297 amino acids. The transcript has a single exon. The record is from RefSeq and is a predicted model, not a curated record.
AUGCAAAGAUUAGCGGUGAAUUAUAAUUUGUGUAGAGGUUUUUUCACAGGUUCUGCUUUAGCGAAAUCAGCAUGUUCUAUUGUAAAACCAGUCCAUCAUUUGGUGAAAAUUGAUAAGGCCAAGUUAUCUCCUAGAUUUCCAGAAUUGAAUUUUAAUAAAAAUGAUAUCAGAUCUCCCGCUUUUAAACCAGUAGCAGUUUGUCAAGACAGAGGCCAGGAACAUUAUUUGAACACGUUACAAAGUGACUUAUUGUUAAUGACUUACUCUCAUGGAAAGAAAAAAAUUGAAGGUUUGAAAAGAAGACCAUGGGAUGGCACAUCUCCAUACCAUUUGAAUAGAAGAACCAAGAAUCCCAAAGGUUCUAAAUCUCAGUUACCUGAUGUUAAUCCAAUAGAUUGGAAAAAUAUACCAAAUAUUGAAAGCGUUGUGUUGAACUGUUACGUUUCUCAAGCGAAAGAAAAUCCUCUUUUAGCGAUCUCUGCAAGCUUACAAUUGCAACAAAUCACUGGAGUAAAACCAAUCCCACUAUAUUCAAGAACUGAUGUUCCUUCCUGGAAGGUCAGGAAAGGUAACCAUAUGGGUGCUAAGGUGGAAUUAAAGGGUCGCCCAAUGACCCAAUUUUUGUUAACUUUGUCAGAAAUUGUAUUACCAAGAAUAAGAGAAUACAAAGGUAUCAGUAAUACAUCCGGAAAUAAAUUUGGUAGUAUAUCUUUUGGUUUAACACCAAGUGAUGUAAGAUUCUUCCCAGAAAUCGAUAGCAAUCAAGAUUUAUGGCCUGUAUCAUUUGGUAUGCAUAUUAACAUUAAUACAUCUGCACAGACCGAUGCUCAAGCAAGAACUUUAAUCAGCGGGUUCCAAAUUCCAUUCAAUGGUUCUAAAAAUCAAGAAUUUUAA